AUGGAGGCAGCAUCAUACCUAAGCGAGGAUUUGGUUGUUGAAAUCCUGUCGAAGCUGCCCGUGCAACCCAAUCUGAGCUUGGUCUGCAGAUCAUGGCGGUCCCUCAUCCUCACCCCCAAAUUCCUUUCCUUGCACCUCCGCCAUAACCGCCGCUGUAAAUUAAGAGGAGAGAGAGAGGAUGAGAGGUUCAGAAGUGGUCAUAAGGUGGUAGGUGAAGGGAAGGGGCCUUUAGACAAAGGAACUGUAGAGGAUAGAGGUCAGGGUAGUAGAGUCCAGGGAGAGGGGGUUGAUCAAUCAGUCAAUUUGAAUUUCGAUGAUAAUCUGGUCGUGGAUGUUCAUGUUCAAAAUCCAUCUCAAUUGAUUGAAGUUAAUAUUCAACAUGUUUCUACUGGAAGUAAACCUGUACAGAGGAGGAGGAAAAUAGCUAUUAGAAAAAACAGAGGGUCUCUUGAUGUUAUUCGAGAAAACAUGGUAGUUGAUAAAGAUGGGUCUGGUAAUGUAGAGCAAGAGGGUAAUAAGAGGGGUAGUAAGAUGGUUUUGGAGGGUAGUAAUAAAGUAGAUACUGUUCUGUUUAUCCUCUGGUGGCUAGUGAAACUAUGGCGAUCUUCUGGUGCAACAACGGCAGCGGCGGUGAAGGGGUACAGUGUCCGAGGUAGCGCCAGAGUGGAGUGCGGUGACGGCGUCGGUGGUUGUGAGCAGUGGAUGUGCGGGACAGUGCUUCCGGCGAUUUCCGGCAACUGUAACCUUGACAUCCAGGUUGGCGACCAUGGUCUAGCAAGGGGAGGGCGAAUAUCACGGCGAAGAGGGCAGCGUGAAGGGCGGAGCCGGGGGAAGUUUAGGGCGGAUCUGGCGACCGGUUAUGGAAGAUGUGUUUCAGAGUGUGUGUGUAUUGUGUGA
Striga asiatica is the source of this 897-nucleotide messenger RNA. Lineage: Eukaryota; Viridiplantae; Streptophyta; Magnoliopsida; Lamiales; Orobanchaceae. The record is from the annotation of a GenBank genome assembly.